Molecule: messenger RNA, 543 nt
Organism: Aspergillus fumigatus Af293
Lineage: Eukaryota; Fungi; Ascomycota; Eurotiomycetes; Eurotiales; Aspergillaceae
Source: RefSeq, a predicted model, not a curated record
AUGUCUCAAGGCGCCAUGGACUGGUACAAUUCUGACCAUCGCUCAAGAACGGGGACACGACGACCGUACGACUUCAUCGAGAGCAACUAUGGCUUGUGUGUUCUACCGCGGAAAUACGUCCUGUUACGUGCUAAUGAUUCUAGCUAUACAAGCACCGGGUGCACCUUUAUCGGCUCUCCUACGCCCACUACCGCCACGUGCUCGUACAGCCAGUCAUGGCACAUCCGCUCCUCCACGGUGACUCGUGAUGAGACUUAUGUUAUUCCUGGAACUGAUGUGCGGGAAAUCGUCUCGGCUACCUUGACUGUGGCAGGGACGGGACCGUUUGCUACUGGCACCACUGCGACUGCCACUACGACUGCCACUGCUACUGCUCCUGCAGCUACAACGACUAUAACGACAGGUUCUACUACCGGUGGGACAGUGGAGGGCACUACUCCUGCGAGCACGACUCCGACGGCUUCUGGAAACGUCGCCGGCCGGACAAUGGCGCCGAUGAUGUUGGUGGGCGUGGUGGUGGCUGGUAUGGCGGUGCAAGCAUAG